Molecule: messenger RNA, 1706 nt
Organism: Hippocampus comes (tiger tail seahorse)
Lineage: Eukaryota; Metazoa; Chordata; Actinopteri; Syngnathiformes; Syngnathidae
Gene: coq10a
Product: coenzyme Q10A
Exons: 5
Coding region: 29-778 (249 amino acids)
Biological process (GO): cellular respiration
Cellular component (GO): mitochondrion
Molecular function (GO): ubiquinone binding
Source: RefSeq, a predicted model, not a curated record
GUCAUCUUGACAACGGGUGGCUGUUUUGAUGGCAGCCGCGACCACCGCCCGGAGGUUGCCCAUGGGUGUGCGGACUUUUAGCGACUAUCUCCAGGUUGCCGUCGUGGGCUCUCCUCGGUCUUGCCGCCCAGCGGUGCCCCGAAUGUGCACGCGACAAAAUAUCAGACAUUUGUCCUCAUGUGGCAUUUUGAUGACCAGAUCUCCCAAAGUGCUGUGCCUUCACGACUGGGACGCCAUGGCGAGCGUUCCCCAGAGCAGGAACUUCAUCAGCCUCACCAACAAGAGGAAGGAGUACUCCGAACGCAGGAUACUCGGCUACUCCAUGCUGGAGAUGUACGACGUGGUGGCCAAUGUCGAUGACUACAAACUGUUCGUUCCGUGGUGCAAGAAGUCUCAGACCGUGGCCAAGCGGGCGGGCCACUGCAAGGCCCAGCUGGAGGUGGGCUUCCCGCCCGUCGUCGAGCGCUACACGUCCAUGAUCAGCUGUGUGCGGCCUCACCUAGUCAAAGCCGUGUGCACGGACGGAAAGCUGUUCAACCACCUGGAGACCAUUUGGCGUUUCAGUCCGGGCAUUCCCGGCUACCCUCGCACCUGCACUGUUGACUUUUCCAUAUCCUUUGAGUUCCGUUCCCUGCUACACUCGCAGCUGGCCACCAUGUUUUUCGACGAGGUGGUCAAACAGAACGUGGCCGCCUUCGAGCGCCGUGCCUGCAAGCUCUACGGCCCAGAGACUCGUAUCCCGCGAGAGCUUAUGUUCCACGAGGUCCACCAAACGUGAUGUCCGUCCGCAAAACGCCCACCCUGCAUGAAGCUGCUGCUUAAGUCUCCCCGCCCACCUCCCCAUGUUCCCCUGUCUACCUUUCCUGAGGGACAUAGUCCAGCGAGUUCAUGUACAAAACAAGUAUCAAAUACACCAUCAAAGAAUAGGUUUUUAUUUUAAUAGUUUUAUUUUUCUUUUUUUAAAGGCAACCAAUCCCGAGUGGGAUUUUGAAGGGGAGCAAGUCCAAUGUUUCACCGUGACUUUGAAAAACCAACCCCACAUCCUUCACUUUUAAUUCUUUUGACACACUACUCACAAAAAGUUUGGGAUAUUAGCUGAAAUUUCGGGAUGAACCUGAAAUGCUCCAUAAUUAACUUAGUUCAACCUUUUCAUAACUUUUAAAUGUACAUAUCCAAUACUUUAGUCUUUCAGUACAGCAAAUUCAUAUUUCCAUAUUUAUUUUUAUUUCCACGGACAGCCACUUCUAUGCCAUUCGGUGAUUCUUCCAGUCUCCCUUUUGUGACUUCCCGAUGUCACCGUCGACACUCAGUUUAGCUUUUAUGAAUUUUUUAGGUAAAUUUUAGAUUCAUGCUGAAAAUUCCCCCAAUGUCUCAAACGUUUCCGAGUAGUCUGUGUGCUUUGCUACAUUAUUUUGAGCUUGGUGCUAAACACUUUCAUUAAUUUAUGACUUAUGUAUUUUUAUUUUAUUUUUUGAUGGAGGCAGCGCAUAUGAUGUGCCAUGUUUGGGACAAUAAGAGAGUGUGAACAGGUUUGAUUAAAGGGUUCCACCUUUAUAGGUUUUCUUUCUGCACUUUGAAUUGCCUGCUGUCAUGUGUGACAUUUGCAUGCGCGUGCACAGAUUUGGUAGCCCAGCAGUGUUACUUUCACCACAUGCUUUGAGUCUGGUAGCCAGUGCUUUAGCUUUUUUUUUUUUUUUUUUUUUAAA